Messenger RNA from Planococcus citri (citrus mealybug), 4128 nucleotides. RefSeq names its product ubiquitin protein ligase E3A (gene Ube3a). The coding region runs from base 341 to 3070 and encodes 909 amino acids. The transcript is spliced from 14 exons. Lineage: Eukaryota; Metazoa; Arthropoda; Insecta; Hemiptera; Pseudococcidae. The record is from RefSeq and is a predicted model, not a curated record. Gene Ontology annotation, biological process: ubiquitin-dependent protein catabolic process; protein polyubiquitination. Gene Ontology annotation, molecular function: ubiquitin protein ligase activity.
UGUGCCUUGUAUUUACACAAUGCGAUAGAGUAGUGUGUAAGUAUUGGUAAUGGUCAAGUUAAAUGAGACAGACUAUAGUGGAAGUGGUAAAGCUUUCAGCUUUCUCAACUUAUGUUCAAGUUGAACUUGAAAGUUCAAAGCACGCGUGAAUAUAUGUGGCAAUGUUGCUUUCAAACUUCGGCGAUGAAUUAUGAAACGAAGUAAUCUCAUCUAUCGGAAUCGUAAUAAUAAAUAAUCAAAGAGUUUAGUUACAAGUAGAGGUAGAAAUUCAACAAUAUGGAUUUGAAGUUAUGAAAUUCGCAAUUCCAGCACUUCGUCGUUAGACAGCUUAUAGUUUUCUAUGAGGGCAAAUAAAAAUCAUAUCAACAGUACGAAUGGAAAUUCUAGCAGGCAAAACUCGAACGAAAGUGAAUCGCUGCAGUCAUCGCUGUCAAAUUUAAGAUCGACUUCGACGGAAUUAUCCGAUAAUAAGCUCUCAGUUCCUACAGCCGAUGUAAUGAAGCGAGCCACAGUUGAAGAAGAAAUCAAAAGCUAUUUCUACAUGCUUACUGAUGGAUGCGGUGAUGAAAAUUGUGAUAAUGAAAACUGCGUUUCCAGUGGCAAGAUCACACCUCAAUCUCCUAAUCGAGCUGCUGCUUCUGCUCUUCAUUUACAACGAAAUCGAGCCAAAUUAUGCGAUCGUCAUGUGUCGAAGAUUCCUCGUACCAAGUCACCUACACCGUCGCAAGCUUCUCAAUCGACAAAUAAUGCCAGUAAUGCAGAAAAUGUAACGUUCGCUUACAUGUUCCUGACUGAAAAUGUGGUCAGAGGGAUUGUCAACACGUGCCAAAACGAAUCAAGGUAUUCGCAGUUGGUUGCUACCUUAUUGGAUGUAUUUUCAAAAGCGGACACAUUGGCUAAAAGUUUCCUCAAAGUUGAAUGCCCUCUUAGGCUCGAUAAUUUCUCACCCGAAGAUCUCGUUGGAUUGGAUAAAGAAAAACUCAGGGAACUUGAAGGUGAAAUGGAAAAGGAUAUAGACUGUUCCCAAAGUUCUCGUAGUUUUGAUUGGACUUCUGAUGAAAUUCGUAUCGAUUUUUUCGCCUUGAAGAAAGCUUACGAAAAUGUUUUCGAACUUCCUAGUCAUGUUUACGAAAGUGCAUUGAUUAAAGCUUUAGGUAUUUUUGCAGAGAACACAGAAUUAGAACUAAAUGUAGAACUGAAAGGUAAACUGAAUAAUCCGGAGGAGAUGGAGAAAUACGUUAUCGCUUUUCUCAUCGUAUUCGAAAUACCUGCUUUAAGCAGUCCUGAAUUUCUACAGAAAGUGUUACCUCCGCUUUGUAAAGCUAUGAAUUACUUACCGGUGUCAGCUUUGGCCAGAAUUUGUCGAGUGUGGGCUCGAUAUUGUCGUGACAGUUUUAAAAAUAUUUUGAAUUUGUUACACCAGCUGAUUACAAUGAGAACUAUCGAAAGUUGCAGUAACAAGAAGUAUCUUUUGCAAGAUAACGUUGACAUUGUUUCAGCUACCAAAGUUAUGAAAGUUUUGUAUUACGCUAAUGCCCUCGCUGGACAAAUGGAAUCGCCUGAGACUACAAAAGAUGAAGAUUACGAUAAAUACGAAUCAGAAUUGAAAAAUGGUCUUUUUGGCGAUAUCGACUUGAGAUAUUCGUAUUACCAAAGCUUCACAUUUACUGAAGAUCCUUUAGCCAAAGAAUUAAAACUUGAUCUCAUCGAUUGUAUUACACCUUUUCUACCAUUUACCGAAUUUUACAACGAACCACUCAGCGAUGCCAUUGAAAUGGAUAAAGAUUACUCCAACUAUAAAAAUGCUUUGCGUAACGAAGGUGCGUCAUCAUCUCGUUCCGAAAGCAAAAGCAUCGAUCAGCUGUUCAGCUUCAUGACUCAUCCUUUUAUCCUAACACCGGCCACGAAAACCCUCGGGUUAUUUUACGAUAACAGAAUACGCAUGUAUAGUGAAAGGAAAAUCUGCGUGCUUCAAGCUAUGGCUGGUCAUCCUCCUAAUCCUUACUUGAAAUUGAAAAUUCGUAGAGAUCAUUUGAUUGAAGAUGCUCUUAUGAGGUUGGAAUUAUCGUGCCAUGAGAGCCCUCAAGAUUUCAAGAAACAGUUGAUGGUUGAAUUUGAAGGUGAACAGGGAAUGGAUGAAGGUGGAAUAUCCAAAGAAUUUUUCCAACUCAUUGUCGAAGAAAUAUUCAAUCCGGAUUAUGGAAUGUUUGUUUUCGAUUCCGAUACGCAAACUUGUUGGUUUAAUUCGACAUCUUUCGAAAACGAAUCUCAAUAUAAGUUGAUUGGCCUGGUGCUAGGAUUGGCCAUUUAUAACAGUAUUAUUCUAGAUGUUCGUUUCCCCAUGGUCGUCUAUAAAAAAUUACUAGGAAAGAAAGGCAUUUUUAGCGAUCUAGAAGAUUUUAAUCCGGUGAUAUAUAAUUCGUUGAAAAGUUUGCUCGAUCAUCAAGACGACGAUGUUGAAGACGUAUACAUGCAAACUUUUCGUAUAAGCUUUACGGAUAUUUUUGGCAACGUUGUGUACCACGAUUUGCUCCCGGAGGGUGAUAAAAUUCCAGUAUCGCUAUACAAUAAAAAGCAUUUUGUCGACUUGUACGCUGAUUUUCUUCUCAAUAAAUCGAUCUCCAAGCAAUUCAAUGCGUUUAGAAAAGGAUUCCGUAUGGUCACAGACGAAUCUCCGAUGAAGUAUUUAUUUAGACCGGAUGAAAUUGAAAUACUGAUUUGCGGUAGUAAGAAUUUCGAUUUCAACGAAUUACAAGAAUCAACUCGUUACGACGGCGGUUACGAUUCAUCGACCCAAAUCAUCAAAAACUUCUGGGAGUUCGCUCACUCAUUGUCGCUCGAAAACCAAAGAAAAUUAUUACAAUUUACCACCGGUAGUGAUCGAAUUCCAGUUGGAGGUUUAGGCCAAUUACACAUGAUUAUCGCCCGAAACGGGCCAGAUUCCGAUCGGUUACCAACUGCUCACACAUGCUUUAAUGUACUUUUAUUACCUGAAUAUAAUACCAAAGAAAAACUCUGCGAUAGGCUAAUGAAAGCCAUAAAUUAUUCCAAAGGUUUCGGAAUGUUGUGAACAAAUCGCUCGGAUUUUCAAUUCAUUCCAAACUACUCGUUCUUUUGCUGCUAUAUGAACAAACAGAACAGGAACGAUUUGUUAGAAAAUAUGUACGUACAUCGAAUUCGUAAAUUUGAUAAUUAUUUACUAUAUGUAUGUAAAAGUUCGUGUGUACAACUCAUGAACGAAUUUAUUUUUGAAGUUGAAACGAAACAUUCGGUUAAAAAUGAAGUUCAACUUUCACUGUAUUCAAAAGUACAAAAGUUUUUGCUUAUUACACAUUUAUGGUUAAAAAAUUAAUGUGGCACUAUUACUUCAUAAGCAAACUGUAUCACAUUUUAAUAGUUAGGUAUAUUUUUAUUAUUCAUCUGGCUGUGUUGAUUCAUCAAAACAUUUUUAUCAUUAGGAGUUUACAGUCGCGUAUAAUGUUUUUUUUUAUACGUUUAAACGCCAAAAGCGAUUAAGUGUGAUGUUAUAUUGUAUAAAGCUUUUAAAUGUCUGUUUUACUCAUUAUAUAUUUUAUGAUUUUUAAUUUAUAUUACGAUACCUGGUGACGGACUGUUUCUUUUUGCCAGUACCAAGUAUAGCCUAAAUGAACUGAAGUUUGUAAAUUAAUGUUGCGAUUGCGAAAAAUUGAUAAGGAAAGAAAACAAAAACUCCUUCUUACGUCAGUUACGUUAGUGAAUUUAUUUUUAAAAAUCUCAAAAUAUUUCUGUGUAUUACACAGAUAUAGCCUCAUGCAAAACGAUGGCAUUUAAUUAUUUAUUAUCUAUCUAACUAACUAACUAACUAGGUAACUAAUUAGUAAUUAAUUAAGGACGAAAAUACGAAAGAAAAGAAGAGAAGGAAAAUUUUUCUGUUAUGUAUUCUGUUCGCAACAUUAACGUCAUCUAUGCAAAGUGCCCCUGAUUGCCAGAGGUCCUGGUUUUUGCCUGAAGUCCCUCUCCCUUCCCUUUCCAGUAUUGUUGUUUAUUUCAUGGAGUUCUCGAAAGUGCAGUCCGUUCCAGCGCCUCGUGUUUCGUUUUUGUGUUUGUAAUAAUUUGUGUAGCUAAUAUUGUAAUAAAUUUUAAUAAAUA